This is a messenger RNA of Manis pentadactyla (Chinese pangolin), 2271 nucleotides long. RefSeq names its product ral guanine nucleotide dissociation stimulator-like. Gene Ontology annotation, biological process: positive regulation of GTPase activity; Ras protein signal transduction. Gene Ontology annotation, cellular component: plasma membrane. The record is from RefSeq and is a predicted model, not a curated record. The coding region runs from base 387 to 2069 and encodes 560 amino acids. The transcript has 10 exons. Gene Ontology annotation, molecular function: guanyl-nucleotide exchange factor activity. NCBI's taxonomy places the organism in Eukaryota, Metazoa, Chordata, Mammalia, Pholidota, Manidae.
GAUGGCGCUGUGGGCCUGAUCUUGGGGGCACAGCUUGGGGCCCACAUUGCCCCCUGUGGGGAGGUCCAUGCAAUCAUGAGUGCCUCCUCCCCAGCUACCAGGUGCCGGCUUUGCAGAGCUCCACCCUGGGGAGUGUGGAGGAGCUGGUGGAUGGAUUCACCUACUCCAUCUCCCUGGACCUGGGGCAGCCUACACCUGAGCCAUCUGUCCAUGGGACUGAGGUCCCCAGGCACAGGGCUCCCCGGACAGGCGUGAGGGGGAAGCAGAGAAAGCGCACAGCACUAGUGGAACCAGCUCCAAACACCAGCCGGAGCACUCCCGAGUCCACACUCCCUCCUCAGGACGCUGACCAGCCAACCAUAGGCCAAUGGCUCCCCCGCCCCAGGAUGGGACGGGCUAGGCGCCUUGCCUGGGAGCCAGAGCAUGUGCCUAGUGACCUCCAUGGCAGCCAGCCUUCAUCCACCCAGGAGGGCCAAGUCCUCCACCACUUGGUCCAGGAGGAGCACCUGGGGCCCACGGUGGCAGAGCUGGAAGACCCACGGCAGAUGCAGCUGGCCCCAGAGACAAAGGGAGGGCUGACUUUGUGGCUACAGCGAGUCCAGGAGCUCUUUCAGACCCCUGUGCUAGAGCUACAGCCGGUGUCACCUGCUUCAGCCCCUGCAGAACUGGAGGACAUCCCAGCAGAGGCCUCAGCUCUGAGGCAAGGCCCCGAGCUGGAGCCCCAUGAGCCCUCAGGCAUGGGGCCUGGAGCAACUGCCCUAAUGGUACCAGGCCUUGCAGAGCCAGAGCCAUGUCCAGACCCCAUGAGCCCCUGGGACAUCCCAGGAGUGGUCUCACCCCUGGUGCCAGGCCCCAAGCUGGAGCCCCAUGAGCCCUCGGGCCUGGGUCCCAUGGCACCUGCAGGAAUGGCACCGGGCCUGGCAGAGCCAGAGGCGGACCCGGAGCCCACCAGCGCCUGUGUCGCGAUCACCCGGGACAUGCGGAGGAAGGAGGAGUGGACCAUUCUGGCAUUUCCCCAUGGCCUGGUGGCUGAGCAGCUGACCCUGAUCUGUGCGGGGCUGUACGACAGGAUGGACUUUGUGGAAUGUAACAAUUACUUACAGAAUCAGCCACAGAUGGGAGACACGUAUAGGGUCCUCAGGGAAUUUGAUGCCUUGGUUAAGUUGGUCACCACCACCUGCCUCGGGACCCCAAGCAUGAUGGCCUGGGACAGGGCCGAAGUGGUUAGGUUCUGGAUCUGGGUGGCCUUGGUAUGUCAUGGGACGCCCCCGGGGUCCCCUCCUUGGCCAGCUCUCAGGAUGGGUGCCUGUGGUCUGCCCUGCACAGUCCCUGGGCCCCUCCUGCCAGGGGUGUGUGGACCUGCACUCAUAGGUCCCAGGGGUGGGACAGCCAUCCGUGGCCCCUUCCUUGGUUUGAGCUACAGUCCUCCACCCAGGAAGGCUGCUCAGCAGGUACCAGGUGUGCUGGGCUCCCUGGGUGUCUGUCUCCUUAAGGACAGGAGUUCAUGGGGGGACAGAGCAGAGAAGCAGGCCACGCUCUCAGCUCUGUCUUCCCUCCAGGGGAGUCUGAACCUCAGGAACUAUGCUGCCCUCCAUGCCAUUGUCUCGGCCCUGCAGAGCCCUGCUAUUCAUCGUUUGGAAAGCACCUGGGGACAUGUUUCCUGCGUCUGCCUGAUGGUAUAUGAAGACCUGAAAACGCAGGACAACUGGGUUCACAGGAAGCGGCUGUUCAAGGAGAUGGAGUCCAUAUUGAGGGCAAGGCAGCGGGGCCGCAUGGGACCCGAGGAGAGGAUGACAAAGGACUUGAUCCCCUACCUUGGACUGAUCCUGGACGAUUCCGUAGACAAACACCUGGAAUAUGAGGACUUCGCUGUCAUCGAAAGCGAGAUCACCAUGCAGAGGCAGCUGGCCGAGGUGUAUGACCUGGAGCGCGAUGAGUGCUUCCUGUCCUUUGCCCAGGCCGUGGAGCCCCUGGAUGAGGAGGAGAGCUACAACCUGUCCUGCCAGCUGGAGCCCCCAUGCCAGAGGGCCAGCAGAAAGGGACGGUCCUUCAGGUCCCACAAGAUUUAAACUUACUGGCCAGGGCCAGGUGAGUUUCUGGGCUGAGGCGAUCGGCAGGGGGUGGGCUGCUCCUCAGCCUCAGGGAAGCUUCAGGCCAUGUUGGGUGUGGGGGCAUCCUAAAGACCAGUGGGGCUGGGGUCCCAGCUCCAUGGCCAACCAGGCCUGUCAGACUGAAGGGUGGUUCCCCUCCCCCUCUGGGACCCAGCCUCCU